Talpa occidentalis (Iberian mole) is the source of this 1728-nucleotide messenger RNA. RefSeq names its product N-acetylneuraminate pyruvate lyase (gene NPL). Gene Ontology annotation, molecular function: N-acetylneuraminate lyase activity; 4-hydroxy-tetrahydrodipicolinate synthase activity. The coding region runs from base 108 to 1070 and encodes 320 amino acids. Lineage: Eukaryota; Metazoa; Chordata; Mammalia; Eulipotyphla; Talpidae. Gene Ontology annotation, biological process: N-acetylneuraminate catabolic process. The record is from RefSeq and is a predicted model, not a curated record. The transcript has 12 exons.
GCGGCGGUCUAGGCUCUGGGCGAGGCUGGGGCCACGGGCUGAGCGGAGGACUCAUCCGAGGAGCGGCGCUGAGACCACGAAGCGGACCCUGGGGUCUUGGAAGCUCAAUGGCCUCCCCAAAGAAGAAACUUCAAGGUCUUGUGGCCGCCACCAUCACACCGAUGACAGAACAUGGAGAAAUCAACUUUUCAGUUAUUGGUCAGUAUGUGGAUUAUCUUGUGGAAGAACAAGGAGUAAAGAGUAUUUUUGUGAACGGCACCACGGGGGAAGGCCUGUCCCUGAGCAUCGCAGAGCGCCGCCAGGUUGCGGAGGAGUGGGUGACGAGAGGGAGAAAUAAGUUGGAUCAAGUAGUAAUUCAUGUUGGUGCACUGAGCUUGAAGGAGUCACAAGAACUGGCUCAACAUGCAGCAGAAAUCGGAGCUGAUGGCAUUGCUGUCAUUGCACCUUGCUUCUUCAAGUCACUAAACAAAGAUGCCCUGAUUAAUUUCUUAAAAGAGGUGGCUGCUGCUGCACCUACAUUGCCAUUUUAUUACUAUCAUAUUCCCACCUUGACAGGGGUAAAGAUUCGAGCCGAGGAGUUGUUGAAUGGGAUUCAGGAUAAGAUCCCCACGUUCCAGGGACUGAAAUUCAGUGAUACAGAUCUCUUAGACUUCGGACAGUGUGUUGAUCAGAAUCGCCAGCAAGAGUUUGCUUUCCUUUUUGGGGUGGAUGAGCAACUGCUGAGUGCUUUGGUGAUGGGAGCAACUGGCGCAGUGGGCAGUACCUAUAACUACCUGGGAAAAAAGACAAACCAGAUGUUGGAAGCUUUUGAACGAAAGGACUUCUCUUCUGCCCUGAGCUAUCAGUUUUGUAUCCAGAGAUUUAUCAACUUUGUGGUCAAGCUAGGUUUUGGAGUAUCAGAGACAAAAGCCAUCAUGACUCUUGUGUCUGGGAUUCCCAUGGGUCCGCCCCGGCUUCCACUGCAGAAAGCCUCCAGGGAGUUCACUGAUAGUGCAAAAGCCAGACUCAAGAGCCUGGAUUUCCUUUCUCUGGCUGGUUCAAAUGAUGGAAAUUUGGAAACCUGUAGCUAGUGCCUCUUUAUCAAUUCAGGGUGUGUAUAUCACACACAUAAUCCAACUUAUACGGGGCAUUCAUUUCUCAAGAUGAGCUUGAACUAAACUGUUUCCAAGCAACUGAAGUCUCAUAUCAAUCAAUAAGUAGUAAAGUACCUAUAAUGAUCUUGUGAACAAGCUGAAGCUCUCAAAGAGAGUCAUGAGCCCUAAACCAUGCAAUAUUUCAAAAAAUUUUGAGAAAUUUUUUUUUGUAUGGAUGAAAUGAAAUCAAAAGGAAAUUGUAAUCUAUUCAUUUCAUUUGCCUUUGGAAGCUCCUAUUGUCUUGAUUUCUAGUUCUUAAUCCUAUUUUUAAGUUUUCUAAUUUUAAAUCACUAUAUAAUAUACUUUUCAUUUUAAUAAAUACUCAUUUGGAAUCUAGGAAAACUCUCUUAGCUACUGCAUUUGGGCAGACACACUCACUUCAAUGCAAAUUAUAAUGUGGCUCAACUCCACACAACUGUUACCAUUUGAGUGCUCAGUCUAAUUCUAGAACAUCUGUUUUCAGAUUGUGACAUUAACAGUUUUUUUCCCAUAAUGUUGGGUUAAAUGAAGACUCACUAUAAUUAAAGGUCCUAUGGGAGUAGUUUGAUAUAUUUUAUCCCUAAAGGGUAAUUUUGGGGUGUUCCUGAGAUUAAGU